AUGUCUAAUAUUAACAAAGGUUCCAAGAGAAACCUUCCAUCAUGGAUGAGUUCAAAAGAUAACGAUGAUGAUGGAAAUUCCGGAAAGAAACCAAUUUUGGAUGGUGAUGGUGAGAAAUCCAGUGAAAUUGAGAGUUCCAAGAAGAAGACCAAAGUUCAAUCUGAAAAUGCUGGGAAAUCUUCGGCUUCUUGUUCGGAAUCUAAAGGCUUUGACAAGCUUAUGGAAGGUGUAGUUUUUGUGCUGUCAGGCUUUGUGAAUCCCGAGCGUGGGGUUUUGAGGUCGCGGGCUAUGGAAAUGGGAGCAGAGUUUAAGCCUGACUGGAACUCUAAUUGCACUCUUUUGGUUUGUGCAUUUCAAAAUACUCCCAAGUUUCGACAAGUUGAAGCUGAUUGUGGAACUAUUGUGUCUAAGGAUUGGAUACUAGAGUGUUACAACCAGAGGAAACUCGUCGAAAUUGAUAGUUACCUUAUGCAUGCUGGGAAACCAUGGCGUAAAGGAAGUAAAUCACACGAAGUCAACGAAGAACAUAAACCAUCUGUACCGCACAAACCAUCAAAGCAUGUUGAUAGAGAGUCUUCAAAGGCAACUACUUCUAUAAAAUCGAAGGGAAAAGAUAUCGACGGCGCUAGGAAAUGCUUUGAGUCUUCUGAGGUAAAGAAGUGGGCUCUUGAUGAUUUGAAUAAAACAAUUCAGUGGUUGGAAAGUCAAGAAGAAAAGCCAGAUCCAAGUGAGAUAACAAAAAUAGCUGCAGAAGGGAUUCUGACUUGCUUGCAAGAUGCAAUAUGUUCUCUCGAGGAAAAACAGGACAUUGGGAGAGGAACUGAGGACUGGAAAUUCUUACCUCGAGUUGUUGAGGAGCUUGCAAAAUUGGAUGCUGUGGGAAACAAUACUUCAAUGUCAAAGGAAGAUAUCCACAAACAAGCACUGGAAUGUAAACGUAUUUACGAGGAGGAACUAAAUAGGUUAGAUCAUGAAUCAACAAAGAAAUCAAAGAUAAAUGAACAACAGAGGAGCAAAAAGGGAAAAACAACUGCUGCAUCUUCUAGUGCAGCUGACUAUGAUAGUGAUGAUACAAUCGAGAUGACAGAACAAGAAAUAGACCUUGCAUAUAAGACUUUAUCCUCUAACAUGUGUCACAUGUGA
Messenger RNA from Lathyrus sativus (Indian pea), 1143 nucleotides. The record is from the annotation of a GenBank genome assembly. Lineage: Eukaryota; Viridiplantae; Streptophyta; Magnoliopsida; Fabales; Fabaceae.